Molecule: messenger RNA, 2531 nt
Organism: Lactuca sativa (garden lettuce)
Lineage: Eukaryota; Viridiplantae; Streptophyta; Magnoliopsida; Asterales; Asteraceae
Source: RefSeq, a predicted model, not a curated record
UUUCCGCCUUUUUUGAUCACCUGCAACUUAUGUAGAAACUCUAUCGAUCGAUUAUUAUUACAUAUUUGGAGUCUCGCUAUGGUGUUUUGUUCAAAAAGGAAAGGGACCUUAACCAGGCCUCCUGUACCCUAAUCCAUUUUGAGCGGACGACUCCUCAUUUUUCUCGCAGGUUGAAGACCAGAAAUCGAAGGUUGCAAGUCAGAUUUGGGAUCGAAAGUUUGAGGUUUAGGGUACGAUCGGAAGCAUCAAGAUGCAGAAAAAAAAGCGGAGGAGGCAUCAGGUACGAAGAUUAUUCUCUUCUUCUCCAUUUGUUUUUUUGGAAUGACGACCUCUCCUCUUAGGAGUAAGUCCUGAGUCCCCAAUACUUGAUCUGCAAGCUGUGACAUGAGUUUUUAGUGAAGAUAAUGAGUAGCAGACUUCAAAACCCAUUUUUUGGGGCAGCUUUUCAAUCUUCCUUAAAGCCAAGAAACGUGAACUGUUUGGGUUAUCUUGGAAACAAAUUUCCCAGAAAACCUCGGUAUGAUAUCAUUCCACGUGCCAAGAAAAACGACUGGAUAUCUCACGGGAUUAGGUUCUCACAAUCAUUCGGGGAAAAUGUUGAGAUUUUAUGGAAGAAUAUGGGAUUAAGAAGUGGGUUUGUGGUGAAGUCCGUGAAAGAGCCUUACACUAGAAGCAAAGCUAUAGUUAGGUCAUUAUCCACAGUCUGGGAGGAAGGUUUGCUUCUAUUCCAGUGUUCUGUUUUCUAUGCUGUGAUAUCUGGGGUGUGCUUGUUGUUAUGGUACAGUCAACUUAAAGCAAAUACAUUAAUAGAAUCAAAGCUUUUUCCUUCAGUUUGCGCAACAUUAAGCGAUUAUAUCCAAUGCGACCUUCAUUUUUGUAAAGCUCAAAGUGUUUCUCCUUUGAGCAUUACAUUGGAGUCAUGCUGGAUUAGGCCUCACAAGGAAGAGUUCUCUUUUGGUGAGGUCCCGACUCUAAAAUUACUUUUUCACCCCUUUUCAAGUUUGAGAACGGGAACGAUUGUAAUUGAUGCAGUUGUGUAUAAUCGCACAUUGUUGGCUGUUCAAAAGAGAAAAUAUUUGUGGUUAGGGAUACCCUUUACAGAUGGCGUUCUUCAGAAGCAUUUGUCAACUGAAGAAGGUAUUGAUAAUCGUACAAAAAUCAGAAGAAAUGCUCGAGAGCAAACUGUAGCCCAGAGUAAUAUAAGGCUUGAAGAUGCCUUUAGAAAUAGUAAAGAUAGCCAUUUGAAGGAUUUUACCUCAACAAAUCCUUAUACAACAACAGAAGCUUCUGUUAAUAAGUCUUCUCCUGAGAUACCUUCAUCUUCUAACAACUCAAAUCACAAUGUUCAACAAGGCGACGGCUCAAUAUACAGAGGUGCAUUGUUAGGGACAUAUGAAGAUAACAGAUUUAAAUCCGAGUCAAAGAAGCCUUAUCUCAAGUCAAUUGGCUCUCUUAACCUUGGAGGUGGACCCGAGUUAGAAAAGAAACUCAAGUACACAGAGCAUGUUUGCUCAGGGGUAAUUUUGGGAAAAGAGCUUGUAAAUGCACCUCCCAAUGUACUUACCCCUGGGGUAUCAGCGGAAGAAGCUGAAAAGAUUGCUUCAACAAUCGAUUGUGAUAAGUUAUCUGAUAUAGGUUCCGAGUAUGAAGGGUUUUGGAUUGACACAGCUGAUAAGCAACCUUGCAUUGGUAUGGGUGGUAUGAUACCAUGGAAGCUUCAUGUUACAGGGAAGCUUUUUCAUAGUGGUCUAGCACACAAGGGUGAUUCUCUACUGAUUAUUUUGAAGAGUUUUAUAGAGAAGCAAUCUGCUCAAAGCACACGAAAGUUAUCCUUAUGUCAGCAACAGUCGAUUCACAACUAUUUUCUCAUUACUUUGGUGACUGCCCUGUUAUUCAUGCACAAGGCAGAACACAUCCUGUACCAACAUACUUCCUUGAAGACAUUCAUGAUAGUGUAGAUUAUAAGCUAGCUUCAAAUUCUCUAGCUUCUUUGAGAUCCAAUGCACCAAAACAGAAGGACACAGAAGAAGAAGAUACACUUCAAGUUAAGAUCCAUUUUGAAGUGAUGUUGUUUCGUAUCUAUAUUAUGUAUUUUACUACAUGUAAUAACCAAAAGUCAAGGGUUGUUUUAGGUAUUUUCGUAGAAUUAUUUUUUGUACCAACAAAAUCCAUAAAAAACAUUACAACUUUGAAUCUCAACUUUCACUUUAUUUCUUGAAGCUGACAAAAACAAAGGUCUUGCCUUCCCUCAACAAAAGCUUAUGUCUCUUCAAUACCAUCCGGAAGCUUCUCAUGGACCCCACAAUUCAUACCUUGGUUGAUGAUUUGUCAAGAAUGUUCAGACUAUUUUCCAAAAAUACCCCAUGGAUUGGAUCCUGUCUCUAGUAUGUUUAAAAAGGUUUGUGAUUUAGAAGCUUUCGAGGAAACAAGACUCAAGCAAAAGUAAACACACACAGAGUUGUUGGCACAUAGUAAGCUAGAUAAUGCAAUUGUAUAUAAAUGAGUUCAUUUUUUUAUAACAUUUACUCACU